AUGGCGAAAGGUGGCCGGAGAAGCACCGACGACUGCAGGGAUGGUGACUUCGAACGACGACAGUCGCAACAAAAGGACAGGACCUGCUGGUGGUCCCCGUCGUCACCAGAAAACAACUAUAGCAUUGGAGGGCGUCAUGGACAUCGGCGGCUGCUGGACAGGACGAUGGCGAAGGACAGUCGGAGUGGCACCGGCGAAACGAAUGAGGACAUUGAUUCACGAUGGCAGCAACGAGACUACAUGUCUGACGACCCAUUGGUUCGACGUCGUGCGUGGCUUUUCUUCGUUGUCAGCGGUUGCACCGAUGAUGUGGCUUCGCUUGGCGACACCGGCGGCUAG
Lactuca virosa is the source of this 339-nucleotide messenger RNA. NCBI's taxonomy places the organism in Eukaryota, Viridiplantae, Streptophyta, Magnoliopsida, Asterales, Asteraceae. The record is from the annotation of a GenBank genome assembly.